CGGGGGGCCCCGGGGCCGGGCCGGCAGCGCGGAGGGGGGCGCGGGGGGCGCGGCGGCGGUGCGGGAUGCGCGGCCCCCGAUGGGAUGUAGCGGGCGGCUGCUGGGACCCGCCGGGGGCCGCCGCGCCUCGCUGCUCCUCACCAUGAUCCUCUUCUUCACCUACUUCUUCUCCUGCCUGCCCGGGCCCUGCGAGCCGCUGCCGCCCGCGCUGCUGCUGCCGCCGCCCGCCGCGCUGCCCGCGGGGCCGGGGGAGGCGGCGGGGGGCGCGGGGGGCGCGGGGGGCGGCAGCCGCCGCUUCCCCCAGGCCAUCAUCGUGGGCGUGAAGAAGGGCGGGACGCGGGCGCUGCUCGAGUUCCUGCGGGCGCACCCCGGGGUGCGGGCGGUGGGCGCCGAACCCCACUUCUUCGACAGGUGCUACGAGAAGGGGCUGCGCUGGUACAGGAGCCUGAUGCCACGGACCCUGGAGGGACAGAUCACCAUGGAGAAGACCCCCAGCUACUUUGUCACCAAGGAGGCCCCGCGGCGCAUCUUCAACAUGUCCCGGGACACGAAGCUGAUCGUGGUGGUGCGCGACCCCGUCACCCGCGCCAUCUCGGACUACACGCAGACCCUCUCCAAAAACCCCUCCAUCCCCAGCUUCCAGGCCCUGGCCUUCAAAAACCUCAGCACGGGGCUGAUCGACACGAGCUGGAGCGCGGUGCGGAUCGGGAUCUACGCCAAGCACCUGGAUAAUUGGCUGCAGUACUUCCCGCUCUCCAAAUUCCUCUUUGUCAGUGGGGAGAGGCUGGUCAGCGACCCUGCCGGGGAGAUGGGCCGUGUCCAGGACUUCCUGGGGCUCCAGAGGGUGGUGACGGACAAACAUUUCUAUUUUAAUGAGACCAAGGGCUUUCCCUGCCUGAAGAAGCCGGAGGGGGGGAGCAAACCGCGCUGCCUGGGGAAAUCCAAGGGGCGGCCGCAUCCCAGAAUCGACGGGCAGGUGGUGCAGCGCCUGCGGGAGUUCUACAGACCCUUCAACAUGAAGUUCUAUCAGAUGACAGGGCAGGAUUUUGGGUGGGACUGAGCCCAUCCCCAGGGCACGCUGCCGGGCUGGCACCUGGGCUGCCAGGACUGCGCUCCAGGGAUGCCCGUGGUCAUCGUGGUCCAGGGAUGCCCGUGGUCAUCAUGAUCCUAGGAUGCCCGUGGUCAUCGUGAUCCAGGGAUGCCCGUGGUUAUCACAGUCCAGGGAUGCCCGUGGUCAUCAUGAUCCAAGGAUGCCCGUGGUCAUCAUGAUCCAAGGAUGCCCGUGGUCAUUGUGGCCCAGGGAUGCCCGUGGUCACUGCAGUCCAGGGAUCCUCAUGGCCACACCACCAGCACCCUCCUCCCUUCGUUCUAAUUUAUAUCGGACCUUUUCUGGCAAGAAAUGGACUUUUCUGGAGUAGAGAGAAAUAUUUAAGAAAUAAAACCACAGCUGAGCCCUGUCCCCUCCCUGAGCAGAUUAAAUAUUCUUCCAUAUAAACCUUGCUGAUCUCCAUUAACUGGGAGCCUUCAGGGUGGCAGGUGGGAGCAUGGGGAUGGUGGAUAAAUAAUAAAAUAAAAUAAAUAAAACCCUUGGGAACCUCUGGGGCAGGUGGGGUUUUGCUGAGCCAAGCUCUGGGGGUGACACAGUCCCUGCUGGCCAGGGGAAGGCUGGGCAGCAAACCCCAAUCCUGGAGAUGUUUUUUCCAUGGAAAAGGGUCCGCAGGAAUUUCCCAGCUGAGCAGAACAACCAACAGCAGCAGUUCUGAAUAAAUGCCAGCUCCUGCCUAGGGAGUAGUGGAUCGCCUUCCCAUGUUCCUUGAGUGGCCCAGCUGAUAGGGCAGGGCCUUCCUAACCCUCAGGAGGAAAAUUCCAGCUUCUCCACAAUUUACCCAAGCUCUGCCCUUUCCGUUCAAUAAUCUCAAUAGUUUUUCAAAUCUGCAGCCAUCGAGGGUCAGCACGGGAGGCUGCAGAAAUAACUUUAAUCUCUACUAACUACUUUUCCCUUAAUUAAAGACAGAGAAAACAUUUAAUUAACCUCUAAGAUCUUAUUAGUGACUUGUAUUUGUCUCUUUAAUGAGCUAAUUAUGAGUUUUGGAGGGCCCUCAGGCCCUGCAUUAUUCGCAAAUGUGCUUUGGCUGUGGUUUCUUCCAUCGUGCACCAUCCCAAUCCUGCAUCCCAGAGCUGCUGA
Molecule: messenger RNA, 2185 nt
Organism: Prinia subflava (tawny-flanked prinia)
Lineage: Eukaryota; Metazoa; Chordata; Aves; Passeriformes; Cisticolidae
Gene: HS3ST6
Product: heparan sulfate-glucosamine 3-sulfotransferase 6
Exons: 2
Coding region: 80-1060 (326 amino acids)
Molecular function (GO): sulfotransferase activity
Source: RefSeq, a predicted model, not a curated record